CAGAGGAUUACUGAGGUAAAUGUUGAAAGAGGUUUAGCCACUGUGCUUAGGCAGUGCUCUUAAUUACAUUUCAGCAGAGUGUCCCGCGUGCAGUUGGGCGAGAGAUCAUAGUGAUGUCAGGUAAGGGGGGGCUUAAGCAGGCAGAUAAAGCCUAGCUAAUAGAGAUAACAUGAAUCUGUAAUUAAAGGUCUUUUUUAGUUAAGACAAGGAGCUGGCACUUGUUGGCCAAGCAGUCUGCGGCAGGACCCAAGACCUGAGCAUCCCAGAGAGCGUGGGCUUUCUCGCUGGAGCUUUUGGCUUCUUUUUGGAGUCAUUUGGAAUGAAGUUAUGAAAAUUUUCAUCCUAACUGAGAGCUUGGACUGAUUCCCGCUUCUCUGGCAGACAUUCAGAGUAUUUGGAUUCUCAAUCUCAGACUACUAGGAGUCACGUUACAGUAAUAUCUGACGACUGAGAAAAGAUAAAGUACAGGAAAAGAAACGAACAGUGUCAGUGUCAUGACCCCACGUGAGCAGCUCAGGAAGAUCACAGCACUGGGCGAGCAGGGUGCCCUUGAUGAGAAGCACUGGUACAGACUGGUCAACGGCAUGUCUGCUGGAGCAGAGUUGCGACAGAGGCAGGAGCUCAUGAUGAGGAACCAGAUGGCCAUGGCUCCACAGAUCCUGGCUCAGGGGCAGCAGAGACUGCAGGGUGUGCCCGCACAGUUCGAUCCCCGCUUCAUGGAAAGGGAACUGGUGCCGCCCGCUGACAUGGUAUCAGCUGAUGCUAGACAGAUCCACAUGGGUGCCCACCUCGGCCAACAACUGCCCCCAAACUCUAACGUUAUUCCAGGCAGAGGAUAUCCUGGCACAGGUUACAACUUUCUUCAAACUGAAAGCAUGGAGACAGUUGCCAGGCGACAGGAGUUAAUUCACAAACAGAACAUAGCCAGGAUGGAGAUGAAUGCUAUCCUGCACCAAAAAGAAUUGGAAAAUGCCCACCAAAAGGGUCUUAUUAGUAUUGAGAAUCCCAUGAUGUACCAGGGCAUCCAACCCAAUCCAAUGGCAUUCAGGGGCCGUCAGAGACUCCCAGAUGGUCACGAUGUGUUCGUCCACCGCACUGCUCUCGAAGACCUGCACGCCAACAGCCUCCUCAUGUCAAGCCCUUACCCACCCAUCAGCACACUGCAAAGGGAGCGAGGGCGGAGGACAGGCCGAAGGACCACCAAUCACAAGAGUUCAGACAGCAACAUCACUCUCCCUAAGGGCCAAUCAGAAGAGAAGAACAUUGAGCAGAGUCCAGGAGCAGCUUCGGGGGAGGAGAAAGAAGCAGAAGGAAAAGGAAGUGACGCCACCAGCAGCAAACCACACCAAACCAAAGCCGAAACAGAGCUGUCUUCUGGCGGCAGUAGGAAAGGUUUUAAGGAGGGAGAGCCUGGGAUUCGCAAGGCGUGCAUUAGUGGACAGGAGGGAUGUGCAGAAGUCAGCAACUGCAAUGCAAGCACCAGUGAUAAAGACAUGUCCAACCCGUGCUCAGCUUUCCAGGACAAGUUUCUGUACCCGUCUACCUCUGGUCCACUCACAGGAAUGCCCUAUAUGCUCCCUGUGCCAGGAAAUGGACUUUUGCCACUCGGACCCCCUAAUAUGUUUCUCAAUGGAGAAGAGAUGUCUUCAUCAGAAGAUAUCCGCAAGUGGACAGUUGACGACGUCUACAGCUUUAUCAGUGAAAUCCCAAGCUGUGCCGAAUAUGCACAGACAUUCAAAGAGCACAUGAUUGAUGGAGAGACAUUGCCUCUUCUUACAGAGGAUCAUCUUCUGGACACACUUGGGCUAAAGCUCGGACCUGCGCUCAAGAUACGCUCACAGCUGUCCCGGCGGCUGGGUAACAUGUUCUACAACAUGAUGAAUUUGCCACUGCCCGUUUCUGGCCUUCAGCCUCCACCAGAGAAGAGUGUGGACCGAUCGUCAGACAUCAGCUCUCCGCUCAACUGCAACAGUGUGGAGAUGCUCAGCAGCCCCAGAGACACUGACGCUCUUAAAGCUGCAGAGCCUGUGAGUGAAGCUGACAACCCCUCGCCAAGCCAGAUGAGUGAGACCACCUAAACUACUGGACAAAUACCUCAAGAUCAUCUGCUGUCCCCUACUGCACUACUAACAUGCUGGAUUAUAUGUAUAAUAUAUAUUUUUAAAUGUCCAUCACAAAUGUAACGUUAUGCAAUAGGGGCUCUAAAAAGUUGAUAGACUGUUAAAUGCUGGAUUUUUCUACAUAUGUAUAUUUUGUAAUAAGUUAGUCAGCAAUUACAAAUCAGUUUUUGUCCUUGUCAUUAUAGCCUUUUAUAUUGUAAAAAAAAGGGUUUUUACUUGAAUUAUUAUCUAAUGUCAUGUGUGCUAUGAAGGAAAUAAACAUUUUACUCAUUGUU
Messenger RNA from Danio rerio (zebrafish), 2395 nucleotides. NCBI's taxonomy places the organism in Eukaryota, Metazoa, Chordata, Actinopteri, Cypriniformes, Danionidae. The record is from RefSeq and is a predicted model, not a curated record.